AGUAAUGGAGGGAUUUGGAGGCUGACCUGGGCUCUGUGACACUUUUUGUAGUAAACUGAUGAAAGCUGUGUCUCAGAUUGAUGUUAGUCCAACACAUCAGAUAUAACCUCUGCAGCUCUCAGUUGAUUUGGACAUGAAUGCUUUGUGUUUCCUCUGCAGGUGAAGUUAGAAAGUGUGUGUGAGCUCAUGUGGAUGUGAAUUCAGCGGCAUGGAUCAGUGUGAGGACAGAGAGGAGGGAGUCCCUCCUUCUAAAACCACUCUGUGUGGGGAACAUGAGAGCCAGGCCAAAGCUCAGAGGAACCAACCUGGCCCUCCACCCAGCUCUGUAUCCGUAAAGAGCAACCGGGUGAAGGAUUUCUUUCAUAAUUACGGGGGGGCAAGGACAUCUGAGAGAAGGAUCCCCCAGAGACUCAAACCUGAACCCAGCUGUUUGUCAUUAAAGAGUGACUGGUCUAAAGCUGACCCCAUUAAUUUUACAAUCCAGUCUCUGUCUCCUGCAGAGAGGAGACAAAUGGCUCAAAGGACAUAUAGGAAAAAACAAGGAACUAAACAUGAACCUGAACCCAGCUGUGUGUCCUUAAAGAGUGACUGGUCUAAAGCUGACCCCAUUAAUUUUAAAACCCAGUCUCUGUCUGCUGCAGAGAGAGUGGACCAGGAGAGCUCAGAGGUUCCCAGUGGUCAGUCUGUCCAGCAGCAUCAAACACAACUGGACUCCAUAUUUAUGCUCCUGGAGGACAACAUCAUCACUUUUGUGAAGAAUGAGCUGAAGAAGAUCCAAAAGUUUAUGAGUUCAAAUUACCCAGAAGACAGUCAGAGAGAGGUUGGGGAGCUAUUGGAGAGUGAAGAUGAAGAGCAGAGGAGCAGCAGAGAAGCAUUUGUAAAGAUCACAGUGUACUUCCUGAGGAGAAUGAAGCAGGAGGAGCUGGCUGACCGUCUGUAUUACAUUUGUCAACGCAAGCUUAAAUCUGCACUGAAGAAGAAGUUCCAGUGUGUGUUUGAGGGGAUUGCUAAAGCAGGAAACCCAACCCUUCUGAAUCAGAUCUACACAGAGCUCUACAUCACAGAGGGAGGGACUGCAGAGGUCAAUGAUGAACAUGAGGUCAGGCAGAUUGAAGCAUCAUCCAGGAAACCACACAGACCAGAAAAAAUAAUCAGACAAGAAGACAUCUUUAAACCUUUACCUGGAAGAGAUCAACCAAUCAGAACAAUGCUGACAAAGGGAGUGGCUGGCAUUGGGAAAACAGUCUUAACGCAGAAAUACACCCUCGACUGGGCUGAAGACAAAGCCAACCAGGACAUCCAGUUCAUAUUUCCAUUCACUUUCAGAGAGCUGAAUGUGCUGAAAGAGGAAAAGUUCAGCUUGGUGGAACUUGUUCAUCACUUCUUUACUGGAACCAGAGAAGCAGGAAUCUGCAGCUUUGAAGACUUCCAGGUUCUGUUCAUCUUUGAUGGUCUGGAUGAGUGUCGACUUCCGCUGGAUUUCCACAAAACUACAAUCCUAACUGACCCUAGAAAGUCCACCUCAGUGUAUGUCCUGGUGAUAAACCUCAUCAGGGGGUACCUGCUUCCCUCUGCUCACGUCUGGAUAACAACACGACCUGCAGCAGCCAAUCAAAUUCCUCCUUGGUGUGUUGAUAUUGAGACAGAGAUCAGAGGGUUCACUGACCCACAGAAGGAGGAGUAUUUCAGGAAGAGAUUCACAGAUGAGGAGCAGGCCAGCAAGAUCAUCUCCCACAUCAAGACAUCACGAAGCCUCCACAUCAUGUGCCACAUCCCAGUCUUCUGCUGGAUCACUGCAACAGUUCUGGAGGAUGUGUUGAAAACCAGAGACGGAGGAGAGCUCCCCAAGACCCUGACUGACAUGUACAUCCACUUCCUGGUUGUUCAGGCCAGCGAAGUGAAGAAGGUCAAGUAUGAUGGAGGAGCUAAGACAGAUCCACACUGGAGUCCAGAGAGCAGGAGGAUGAUUGAGUCUCUGGGAAAACUUGCUUUUGAUCAGCUGCAGAAAGGAAACCUGAUCUUCUAUGAAUCAGAGCUGACAGAGUGUGGCAUCAAUAUCAAAGCCGCCUCAGUGUACUCAGGAGUGUUCACACAGAUCUUUAAAGAGGAGAGAGGACUGUACCAGGACAAGGUGUUCUGCUUCAUCCAUCUGAGUGUUCAGGAGUUUCUGGCUGCUCUUCAUGUCCAUCUGACCUUCAUCAACUCUGGACUCAAUCUGCUGCAAGAACAAGAAGCAAUGUCCUGGUGGUUUAAACCAUCUCUCCACCAGAGCGCUGUGGACAAGGCCUUACAGAGUCCAAAUGGACACUUAGACUUGUUCCUCCGCUUUCUCCUGGGUCUUUCACUGCAGACCAAUCAGACUCUCCUUCGAGGCCUGCUGAUACAGACAGGAAAAAGUUCUCAGACCAAUCAGGAAACAGUCCAGUACAUCCAGAAGAAGCUCAAUGAGAAUCUUUCUGCAGAGAAGAGCAUCAAUCUACUCCACUGUCUAAAUGAACUGAAUGAUCAUUCUCUAAUGGAGGGGAUCCACCUGUCCCUGAGAUCAGGAAGGCUCUCCACAGAUAAGCUGUCUCCUGCUCAGUGGUCAGCUCUGGUCUUCAUGUUACUGUCAUCAGAAAAAGAUCUGGCUGUGUUUGACCUGAAGAAAUACUCUGCUUCAGAGGAGGCUCUUCUGAGGCUGCUGCCAGUGGUCAAAGCCUCCAGCAAAGCUCUACUGAGUGACUGUAACCUCUCAAAGAGAAGCUUUGAAUCUCUGUCCUCAGUUCUCAGCUCCAAUUGUUCUAGUCUCAGAGAGCUGGACCUGAGUAACAAUGACCUGGAGGGUCCAGGAGUUAAUCAUCUAUCUUCAGGACUGAAUACUACACACUGUACACUGGAAACUCUGAGACUGAGUGGCUGUAACCUCUCAAAGAGAAGCUGUGAGGCUCUGUCUUCAGUUCUCAGCUCCCAGUCCUCUAGUCUGAGAGAGCUGGACUUGAAGAACAAUGACCUGAAGGAUCAAGGAGUAAAGCUUCUGUUCUCAGGUCUGACAAAUCCACAUUGUACACUGGAAACUCUGAGACUGAAUUGCUGCAAACUCUCAGAAAGAAGUUGUGAAACUCUGUCCUCAGUUCUCAGCUACCAGUCCUCUCAUCUGAGAGAUCUGGACUUGAGUAACAAUGACUUGAAGGAUAGAGGAGUUAAGCUUUUGUCGGAAGAACUGAAAACUCCACAUUGUACACUGGAAACUCUGAAUCUAAGCCUCUGUAGCCUCUCAGAGAUAAGCUGUGAAGCUCUGUCCUCAGUUCUCAGCUCCCUGCCAUCUAGUCUGAUAGGGCUGGACCUGAGUAACAAUGACCUGUUUGAUUCAGGAGUGAAGCUUCUGUCUCUUGGAAUGAAGAGUCCACACUGCAAACUGGAAGUUCUCUGUCUAUCAGGCUGUCUGAUCACAGAAGACGGCUGUCGUUCUCUGGCCUCAGAUCUGAGCUCAAACCCCUCCCAUCUGAGAGAGCUCGACCUGAGCUACAAUCAUCCAGGAGACUCAGGAAGAAAGCUGCUGUUGGCUGGAGUGAAGGAUCCAUGCUGGAGACUGGACACUCUCAGGGUGGAGCCUGCUGGAGUCCAAUGGUUGAGACCAGGUCUGAGGAAGUAUUCCUGUCAACUCACAAUCGACACAAACACAGUACACACAAACCUCCAAAUGUCUGACAACAACAAGAAGGUGACACAUGUGAAGGAAGUUCAGUCAUAUCCUGAUCAUCCAGACAGAUUUGAUGUUUAUCCUCAGCUGCUGUGUAGAAAUGGUCUGUCUGGUCGCUGGUACUGGGAGGUUGAGUGGAGAGGAUACAUUUACAUAUCAGUGAGUUACAGAAGAAUCAGAAGGAAAGGAGAGGGCAAAGACUGUUGGUUUGGAUGGAAUGAUCAGUCGUGGAGUCUGUACUGCUCUGGUGAUGGUCCUCGUCAUGUCAAGCACAAUAAAAGAGAAAUAUCCAUCUCCACCUCCUCCUCUGUCUCUAACAGAGUAGCAGUGUAUGUGGAUUGUCCUGCUGGCACUCUGUCCUUCUAUAGAGUCUCCUCUGACACUCUGAUCCACCUCCACACCUUCAACACCACAUUCACUGAAACUCUUUAUGCUGGGUUUUGGGUCUGGUCUGGUUCCUCAGUCACUCUGUGCUGAGUGUAAAGAGUGUCCUCCUGUUAGAGAAACUCUCUGACCGUUGAACAGUCUGUACAUGUCUGUUUCUUUCACUCAGAAACAUGUUUUCAAAUUCUUGGAUUCAAUCAGUUGAUGUUUGAAACUGUUCUAAAUGAUUCCUUGUAAACUUCUUCCUCUUCAGUCCUUUAAAGAUGGAAGCUCCCAUUAUUCCAGGAUGCACAUGUCUGUAUUUUUCCACUCAAAGCUUCACAGUGAAUAUCAGUAUGUUGUGUUUCUCUGAAGCUCAGCUCACAACCAGCUUUUAAGGUACAACUACAGUAUUUAGGGCUAUUCUUUCUCCCCACCAUACCUUUCUGACUUGGUUCAUAUCACCAUCCAUUCCCAGUGCCUCAAAUCAUCCAACUCCCUUUCUUUUUCUGUUCCUUCCUCUCGUCUUGUUACUAUGGGCACGGCUUUUAGCCGCUCUGCACCCCAACUUUGGAAUUCCUUACCCCCAGACCUGAGAAACAUUACCUAAUUUCCUCUUUUUAAGUCCAACCUCAAAACCCACCUGUUUAAAAUUGCCUACUCCUUAUAACCUAUCCCUAACCUUAAACUUUCCAUCUGCUACUCUUUUUAUUGUGUUUAUUUCAUGUUUUUUUUAUGCCCGUUUCA
Molecule: messenger RNA, 4789 nt
Organism: Haplochromis burtoni (Burton's mouthbrooder)
Lineage: Eukaryota; Metazoa; Chordata; Actinopteri; Cichliformes; Cichlidae
Product: protein NLRC3-like
Exons: 14
Coding region: 209-4156 (1315 amino acids)
Molecular function (GO): protein binding
Source: RefSeq, a predicted model, not a curated record